Uncinocarpus reesii 1704 is the source of this 1104-nucleotide messenger RNA. RefSeq lists its product as uncharacterized. The transcript has 2 exons. The record is from RefSeq and is a predicted model, not a curated record. Gene Ontology annotation, cellular component: cytoplasm; nucleus. NCBI's taxonomy places the organism in Eukaryota, Fungi, Ascomycota, Eurotiomycetes, Onygenales, Onygenaceae. Gene Ontology annotation, molecular function: methyltransferase cap1 activity. Bases 1 to 1104 code for a protein of 367 amino acids. Gene Ontology annotation, biological process: 7-methylguanosine mRNA capping.
AUGGCUGGUCCACCAGUUUCACCCUUGAACAGAGAAUGUAUACAAGCAGAAGACGAAGAAAGGGGCUUUGAGAUACUCAACUCCUACUUGCAGGAAAAAUCACCUGUCUUCAAGGCCCUACGAGUCAUCCAGAAAGAAGUUUGGCAAUCUCCCGCAGCCGACGAGCAUUUUUUGAAGCGUAGAGAAGCUGCCGAUUCGGCUACUCAAGCUCUUAAGAAGUAUUUCUUUAAGAUGAUGCGACAUAUAGGCGACCAACUUCAAGCCGACAAGCAUAUUAUUCCGAGACCAAAGGACGCAAGGAAGCUCGAAGUCCUUGAUAUUUGCAUGGCGCCAGGAGGAUUUUCAGCUACGACUCUCAAAUACAAUAAAUACUCUCGCAUAUAUGGCCUUAGCCUGCCAGAGGAGGAGGGCGGGCACCAAAUCUUUCUGCAGAAUUGGCGGAAUGACCCCCGCGUGCAAAUACUGCAGAUGGAUAUCACCAUGUUAUCAACUGAAUUCGGCUCUCCCGACCUUCUUCCCCCGGAUAAUGCUUUAGCCUCACGGUUUUCUGACUGUAGACCGUUUGACGGACUAGAAGCCGACUUAGUCUUUUGUGACGGCCAGGUUCUCCGUACCCAUGAACGGGCCAUUGGCUCCAAGUUUGAGGCAACUCGGUUGAUGACCGCCCAGCUUAUUCUUGCGCUGCAGAGGAUCAAGAACGGUGGAACCAUAGUGGUGCUUUUGCAUCGAGCCAAUAGCCCGCGUAUCGUGGAACUGCUUUAUAUAUUUAGCCAAUUCGCUGAGAUUGACUUAUUCAAACCCACUUCAAGUCAUGCCACCAGAAGUUCAUUCUACCUCAUAGCAAAGAACGUGGACCCAACAAAUUCGGGGUUCUGUCGGAUGCUUGAAAACUUGAAGAGCUCCUGGAAAAGGAAGACCCUGCAAGCCUUUAAUGAUGAACCACAGGACUCUGAACGGACUGUAUCCGGUGAUACGAUGGAAGAUAUCUUACAGUCAUUUGGAGAAAAGCUGAUCAGUCUCGGCGAACCUAUUUGGGAAAUUCAAAGGGAGGCGUUGAAGAAGAAAUUUUUGAAGGAAUCGCCAAUAUUGGCAACCACCUCUUAA